UGUCACCUGUCAAACGUGAACAUUCCAAACAAAUUUAAACUAAAACCGUUUAUUCAAAAAAAAAAAGUAAUCGUGAAUAUUCUGUUCUAUAAGUCCUAAACUGUUUUUGUCGUAAUUUACUGUGUGUGGUCUUUAGUGUGAUUUUAUGUACCUUCAUGCCCAACAUCUCUGAUCUUUUAUAAUGGAGAACAAGGAGAAUACUGGGAAUAUUCCAAGUGAACCAGUGAACAAACUGCUGGGCUUUGUUUCAAAGGUGCGAAGAUCCGUUUUAAAGGAGUUUGAUCCACUUGCCACAGAAAGUCCUAUAGCUACCCCGAAGAAACCAGUUAUUUAUGAAACCAUUGAGGAUGAUGAAGAUAUCUUUGAAGACGCUGAGACUUCACUGCCUAGUAAUGCAUUUGGGCUGACUACUAGCGCUAAAAAAGCAAUACCAUCGAGAAAAUCAUAUGGUCUUCUUAUUCCCGAACUAAACGCACCACCUGUAAUGCAAACCUUCAAUGACACUGGAGAUUUAUCGUUCAUGGAGUGUGUGGAAAACACUUCUCAAGCACAGGCCAUUAAUGCCUCAGACGAUUCGGUUGAAUUUAAUUAUAGUGUUAGAAAAUCUGUCCUGGUACCACAAGUAACAGAACACUCCUCCAUACAUGGCACAGAACAAUUAAAUUCUGAUAUGCAUGAAUUCAUGUUUGUUGAUACUGAAUCAGAUAAAACUAUUAACGGCACAAUGGAGGAAUAUGACCCGUUGGGGAUGUCUGUGACAGAAAUUGCUCAUUCUGAUCCAUUAUGUGUAGACAAAUUAAAUCAAACUUCUCAUGAAAUUUUGUUAAAGGAAUCCUCUGAUCAAGCAGAGGCAUGUGGUCAGGAAGAAUUAGAAGCUAAGGAAUUGAAUAAAGAAAACAUGCUUGAUCAAGGAAAUUUGAUUGUGAGACCAUUAGUUUUCUUAAAUGAAGCUGUAGAAGUGCCUAAAGAGGAAGAUACUAUACUACCGAAUCCACAAAAUGAGCUGAAUUGUUCUUAUGAGCAAGCAGUAGAAUCUGAAUCACAAAUUUGCUUGGAAGCUGGGGCAAAACUACUCAAUAAAACCCUUGAUCAAGUCCUAAUGGAUCCUUUAAAUAAAACCUUGAAAGAGUUGAAUAAAUGUGAACUCCUUGAGCAAGCAGAGGAGCCUAAAGGUUCAGUUACAGAACCUCAAACUUCCUUGAAUCAAACAAUAGAUACAUUCAAUAAAACUAUGGAAGAGAUUCCUCAAGGGUCAUCCCUUGAAGUACAGAAUCAACUGUUUGAGCAACCUGAAAGCAAUAAAAUCAAUUGUGAUGUUCGAGAGGCACAGAGUUUCUUAAAUCAAACUUGUGAGUUAGACAAAGCCAAUAAUACUGAGACAAAUAAGACAUUGGAGCAAGUUAAGGGAUUAGAAAUGGUUUCUGAGCUGAGUUCUUUAAAUAAAACUGAAGAACUCACAGUGAAAGUGAAUGAAACAUUUGAGCAACAAACAGAAAGUUGUGAAGGUGAAGAAUCAAUUUCAGAAGUUCAAACUUGCUUAAAUCAAACUAGUGAUAAUAGAACAUUUGAUCAAGGUAAUGAUUCAAAAGUGGGUUUUGAGCAGAUUUCUUUAAAUAGAACUAAAGAAAAUUCACAGGAACUGAACGAAACCUUGGAGCAACAAACAGAAAGUUGUGAAGGUGAAGAAUCAAUUUCAGAGGUUCAAACUUGCUUGAAUCAAACAGUUGAUAUUGGCAAAGCCAAUGAUAGUGAGCCAAAUACACUUGUUAAAAUGUUUGAUCAAGUUGAGGGGUUAGAAGUAGGUUCUAAGCAGAUUUCUUUAAAUAAAACCAAAGAAAUCCCACUGAUAUUGAAUGAGACCUUUGAACAACAAACAGAUAGUUCAGAAGCCAUUUGUGAUGCUCAAGAAUCAAUUCCAGAGGCUCAACAGUGCUUGAAUCAAACAAUCGAUGUGGAAAAACCCACUAAUAAUGAUUCAGUUAAUGAAACAUUCGAUCAGGUUGAAGGUUCAGAAGUGAGUUUGAAGCAGAUAUCUUUAAAAGAAACCAAAAAACUCCCACUGAAAUUGAAUGAAACCUUUGAACAACAAACAGAAACUUCGGAAGUCAGUUGUGAAGCAGAAGACUUAAUUCCAGAGGUUCAACCUUGCUUGAAUCAAACAAUCGAUAUCGGCAAAGCCAGUAAUAGUGAGACAAAUACAGUUGAUAAAACGUUUGAUCAAGUUAAAGAAUCGGAAGUGUGUGCUGAGAAUAUUUCUUUAAAUAAAAUCAAAGAAACCCCACUGAAACUAAACGAAACCUUUGAACAACAAACUGAAAGUCCUGCAACCAAUUGUGACGCUAAAGAAUCAAUUCCAUCAGAGGUUGAAGACGAUAGUAAUGGGACAAAUCCAGUUAAUAAAACAUUUAAUCAAGGUUCAGAAGUGGCUUCUGACCAGAUUUCUUUCAAUGAAAACCCGCAGAAAUCGAACGAAACCUUUGAACAACAAACAGGAAGUUCAGAAAGCACUUCUGGUACUGAAGAAUCAAUUUCGGAACGUCGAAACGUUGCCGAUCGAGUGGAGGAACCCGAAUCGGUGGCCGAGGAACGUCUUGAAAAUCUGAAAAUAAAGGUGCGGAAAGCGUUGCCGAACAUGCAAAACCAACUGAACCACAUCUUCGAGCAAGAUCGGUUGGCAAGUGAGCGCCGUAGGGAAAUGGCACUAUUAGAAAACCAAAGGGAGUUAGAUCGCAUAAUGCAAACAAUAAAACCGGAAAACAUGAUGGCCGAGUUGAAAAUGUGCGGACAACAAGAUAAGAACUUCGGGGGGGAGCCCAUGGAUGUCAGCUAUGGAAGUAUCUUAAUUAAUACUCAAUUUGGUCGGCCCGAAACUGAUGAGCCAAUGGACGUUAGUUAUGGCGAAACGGGACAUAAUGAGUCAAAACAGAUGGAAACCGGUUGUGUAAAUAAGACUAUUGAAAUAGGGCAAAUAAGGGAAGAUAAUCAUGAAGCCUGUACAAUUGAGGAACCAAGACAACCAAUUUCUGAUAGACACUCAGUAAACUUUGCCUUAGAUUCACCAGUAACCUCUUCCUUUGUAGCACAUGAGGAACAAGAUAAAUAUAAAUUUAAUAAUCAUGAAGAGAAUAUGACUGAAGAACCGAGACAGUCCGAUAGACGCUCAGUAAGCUUUGCCCCAGAUUUACCAGUAAGUUCUUCCUCUGUAAAACAUGAAGAACAAAAUAGAUAUAGUUUUAAUACUCAUGAAGUCAAUAUCACUGGUACACGUGAAGAACCAAGACAGUCCAAUAGACGCUCCGUAAACUUUGCCUCAGAUUUACCAACAAUCCCUUCCUUCAUAGCAAAUGAGGAACAAGACCAACAUAAUCUGAAUAAUCAUGAAGCCAAUACCUCUGAUAUAACCGAAGAACCAAGACAAUCAAUGCCUGGUGACUUAGUGAGCUCUACCUUCAUAGAUGAUGACGAACAAGCUGAACGAGCUGUACAAGUCUUAGCUCAAAGUAUGAACAAAACGAUCGAUGCCGAGGAAUCCGCCAUCGUAGAAGAAAUCUGUUCUACAGACGAUUCCGGCGAUCUGGAUGCCACGUUCGAUGCCAAAAAGGACGUCAAACCUGAAAAUCCGGAUGCCGCUAAAGAGGUACCUUCAUUAAAGCCGUUAAAAGUCGAGUGCCGUCCUAAUAUACGGGCCCUAAGGAAUAAAACGCAAGUGAUCGAGUCGUCUGUCGUAUUAAAAGCGGCUCAAAUCGGCCCGAAAGAUGAUGACGCCCAAGCGAAAGUUCUGGAAGAGCUUAAGAGUGUCAAGGAGAAACUGAUCGAGGAGAAGGCGAGGUUGCAACAGGAGCUGGACGAGUUAGAGAAGGAUAAUAGGAAGAAGGAUCAGUACAUUUUGGAGCACGCUUUGCGAGAAGAGGCUUGGAAGGACUCCUUUGAAAAGUAUCGGCGGGUACUGAAAGAGUAUGAAAAACACUUGCAAAAGCAAGCCCAGGACUUGGAGAACCAGAAGAGGAGUUCCGAGGAACUUGUCAGGGAUUUUGUCAACACCGAGAUGGCGUUUUCGGCGGCUACACAGAAAUAUGAAAAAGCCAAGACUAUCGUAGGAGCUUAUCAAAAAAACGAGGAAGUAAUGAAGCAGAACCUGAAGAACGCCGAAUUGGCUCUAGUUAAGUUGCAAAUGAAGUGCGAGGCUCUGAAGAAGGAGAACAAGAAGAUAACGGAAGAGAUGGAAAAGUCCUUGGAAAAAGAGAAACGGGACCUAAAAACCACGUUGACAAAACUGCAGAACGAGUACAAGAAACUGGAAAUCGAGGCGCAAUCUCUGGAAACCGCGUUAAGUGCCAAAACGAAAGAAUGCGACGCUUUAUCCGCCCUAUGCGAUGCAAUAACUGCUGGUCAGACUUAGAUUUAGAGAUUCCGUUAAGUUAUAUAUGUUUUUUUGUUUUUAUUAUAGAGACUGUGAUUAUUUUCCUUGCA
Anthonomus grandis grandis is the source of this 4470-nucleotide messenger RNA. Its product is annotated as putative leucine-rich repeat-containing protein DDB_G0290503. NCBI's taxonomy places the organism in Eukaryota, Metazoa, Arthropoda, Insecta, Coleoptera, Curculionidae. The record is from RefSeq and is a predicted model, not a curated record. Bases 182 to 4399 code for a protein of 1405 amino acids. The transcript has 8 exons.